AUGGGUAGUAUACAAGAGGAGCCCAAGAUAAAACCGGAAACGCAGGCUGAGGCCGCAGAGAUUGACCAAUUUAAUCCUUCAAAAGUUGUCUCCCUGAUAUUCUACAUUGAUAAACUACCUCUAUAUGAGAAGGAGAAGCCAUUCUUCCUCAACUUCCCUGUCUCCGGUCCAGGACAAAGACAGUCAAACGUAACUCAUAGUCGGCACGAAGUUGGCUUCACUAAUAUUCGAAGCCAUGAAGACCUUUUCUCUCUUGACACCACUGGCUUCGAAUACAAACACUUUGAUACAACACUGGAGUACGAGAAUUUCGCUUCACCGGCCGCCAUUGAAGGAAUCUUUCUCAAAGAGGUGGAAGCUUUUCUAGUGACACAUCUCAAAGCCGACUAUGCACUAGCCUGGGACUAUCAGGUUCGACGAAGGGACCCGACAUUGCCCACCAACCAUCGAGGACAGCCAGGAAAAGCACAGCCUUUCAGGUCUGUUCACUGCGAUGAGAGUGCUAGAGCCGCAAUGCGAAGGCUGGGCCACUUCUACCCUGAAUUGGCAGAAAAGUAUCGGGGCUGUCGUAUCCAGCUGUUAAAUUUCUGGAAGCCACUUGUUGGCCCAGUCCAGGACGCCCCGCUUGCUCUUUGUGACUAUCGCACCGUAGCACCAGACGAUCGAGUACCGACAGACAUUGUCUUCCCAGACUAUCUCGGCGAGACUUACAAUUUUUGGGCUAAUCCACAGCACCGAUGGUAUUAUAUGGAAGGCCAACUUGCCACGGAAGCUUUGAUCUUCAAGAAUUUUGAUUCGGAAGCCUUCAAAAAUGACAGUAUUGCCAAGUGUUAG
Molecule: messenger RNA, 834 nt
Organism: Trichoderma atroviride IMI 206040
Lineage: Eukaryota; Fungi; Ascomycota; Sordariomycetes; Hypocreales; Hypocreaceae
Molecular function (GO): oxidoreductase activity
Source: RefSeq, a predicted model, not a curated record